Molecule: messenger RNA, 2475 nt
Organism: Pelagomonas calceolata
Lineage: Eukaryota; Pelagophyceae; Pelagomonadales; Pelagomonadaceae
Source: the annotation of a GenBank genome assembly
GCCGGAUACUCACUACUACGGUAUGGGACUAUGGAGAAUGAGUUGCGUGCGCGCAUUAAUACUGAACUGCAGUUCGCCGCUUAUAAAAAGGAAUGCAGCGAGAUGAAGCUAUUACUGGAAACCUACAACCAAAACAUUAUGGCUGUACAGGCUAAAAUCGAGGCACAGACAGUGGAAUUGGCUGCAUUACGAGAUAGAGCAGGAACCAUCACGCGAUCCCGAAUAGACACGAAAAACCAUAAAGAAAGCAUGACAACAGCAGUUGAAUCAGGAAUGCAAAAAAUAGGUGUUCUUCAGGCAAGGGAGAAGCACAAUCGAUCUCGAAUAAAUGAGCUCCUCGCAACAACAGAAAAUCUAAAAUUGAAGGUUGAACAAGGCCCCGGCUGGUCAGACGAACAAGAGGCUCACAGACAGCGUAUCAUGGAGCAGAUAGAGACUUUAACAGUUAGUAUUGAGUCCAAAAAAGUAUUGUCGUUGGCCUUGCAAUCAGACACCAAGAGAUUGCAUCAAGUUGUUGAUCGAGAAGAGCUAGCUCUAGAACAAGAGCGCGCUCACAUCAAUGAAAUCUAUGCGCAGGUCGAGGUCAGACGUGGAGAAGCUAGGCAAGAACAGCGUAAAAAAUUGGCGCUUGAUGAACGGCUUCAGCAGGUCCAAGUAGAAGUAGGACAUCACUCAGCAGUGUCGAGAGAGCUAGCAAACGGUGAAAAUGUGGAAGAAACGGAGAUCGCAGACACAGAGGCUCAUUUGUUCAAGUCCAAGCAAGAGAUGGAGCUGAAUCUUAAGGAAUAUGAGAAGCUGUUUAAACUAACACAGCAACUGACAGAACAACUGGAGUCCUUGAUGUACGCAAAUGAGACAACAGAGAAUGAUAAUGAGUUGCUGCGCCACCAUGUUACUGAAAUGGAACAACGUGUAACUUCUCUAGCUGCCAAAGUGAAGCAGACAACAAAAGCCAAGGAGUCAAUGCUUAAGAAGCUCUCUGCGGUAGAACAAUUGCAUGAGCGUGGAGCAACAGAGCGCGAAGGACUACGUGCAAGUAUCAUGCGACUAGAAACCUGUGAAAUUCGACUGGCCCGGCGUGAAGGAGAAACCUACAAAAAGCAGCUCGAAGAUCUUGGUCGAGAACAUGAGAUACUUAGCCGAAAUUUUGGUACAUCGGAGACAACAUCACAACUCAUAUUUGACCUGAUGAAAGUCAACCAGAACGCAAAAAAGAAUCUUCAGAAUGAGAUACAAAGUUACACUAGAAACAUAAAGUUACAGCGGGCACAGAUAGAGGACCUCGUGCAAGAAAAUGAGCGUCAUGAACGAGAGACAAAGGGAGCUUCUCGCAAGUACUAUGUUGCACUUGAACAGCUCAAACUGCAAGAGGUGCAAAUCUCCGAAAUACACCACAAGAUAAUCGAUGAUGGAUCUCGGUUGAAGCAGCAAAAAAAUUUAUAUGAUACAGCACAGUGUGAUAAAAACCUGAAUUCCAAAAGCCUUGUCAAGUCGCAAGAAUUGAUAGCAGACCUGCAACGUCAAUUUAAAAUCAUGAGCCACCAAAUUGAGCAAUUAAAACAGGAAAUCACUACAAAGGACCGCAAUCUUGUGAAGGAACAUUUCAAUCACCACAAUGUUGUGAAGGAGUGCGAGUUCUUGGGGAAUGAGCUCACGAAAAUAAGGAAACAAAUUGUGUCAAGCGAACAGAUAUUAUUGAACCAACGCACCGAAAUACAAAAACUUACCCAAAUCACGCAGGAGGCUGACGAGGAGCGCCAGCGCCAGCGCAAAGAAUAUGAUGCUCUUGUUGGCGAACAUGAGAUACUCAGUUCUCAACUAACUCAGCGCAACCACGAACUUGGCUUGGUCUAUGCAAAAAUAAAGGCGCACUGGUCCAUUCUGCAGCGUGGCGAGUCCUACUAUGCUGAAAAGGCAACCGAGCUUCGACUUUUAACUAAGCAUGUCCAGGACAGACAACGCAAGCGCCAUGAUUCUGCAGUUCAAAUGAUCUCAAUUAAAGAUCUUCAACAGACACACCUCAAUCUCGAAAGGAAGUUACUACACGAGCGCCAUAAGAAUAAGGCUCUUCGAGACAAACUGGAGCGCCCAAUCAAUGUGCAUCGCUGGAGAAUCCUGGAGUCUUCAGAUCCUCAACGCUUUGAGAUGUUAAAAGCAAUUCACAAUCUUCAGAAACAAAUUGUUCUGAAAACAGCGGAGAUAUUGGAGAAAGAUUCAUUGAUUCAAAAUAAGGAACGCGCGUACAUCAAGCUUAAAAAGCUCCUUAGCCGGCAGCAUGGUCACCAAGCCAUGGACCGACUAGUCGCCUACAAAAAUAACCUCAGGGAGAAAAGAGAUCAAAUGAAGGCAAUGAUGGUGGAGCUUAAAAUGUAUCAGCAACAAGUUGCUACGUUUCGCAGUGAAAUUGAUAGCAUUUCUUGCAUUCUGGAUACUGCCAAAGCAGAGUGGAUACGAGGGCGCCUAGCAGACCGGUGA